CAUGAUUUUAAAUAACUCUGUUUAGGUAAUCCCGCACCGGGAUAACUUUGACUUCCUUGACAUACUAUUUGAGCAUAUAUCCCUAACAUGAAUACAGAUCUUUUUGAAGAAUCAAUGCAUGGAAACAUUAGUGAAGUGGAAUCGCUACUACAGAACGGUGCAAAUCCAAAUCAUUUCUCUGCAAAUGGCUUUACAGCGCUUCACACUGCUUCUGAACAUAAUCAUGGAGAUGUUGUCCAAAUGCUUCUUGAAAACGGUGCCGAACCAAAUGUUGUGUCAACCGAUGCAAACAAAAUAACCCCGCUUGGGUUUGCCUGUAACAAGGGAAAUAUUGACAUUGUUUCAAGACUUCUUAGAUACUCGGCUGAUGUCAAUCUUUGCGAUGAAAAAAGUAUCAGUCCUUUAUAUGCAGCCUCUCGUAGUGGUUAUUUUGAAAUAGCAAAACUUCUUAUUCAAAGUCGAGCCGACGUACACACAGCCACGAUAGAGGGAUUUAAAGCCCUACAUACAGCUUCAGAAUUUGGUCAUGUUGACAUUGUCAAUUUGCUGUUGAAUAACGGAGCUGCAGCGAAUGAAAGUUUAAACAACAAUGUAUCACCGCUUUAUUUUUCCUCAGCAAAUGGACAUUUUGAAACAGCGAAGCUUCUUAUACAGUUCGGUGCUAAUGUAAAUGAACGUUCGUCUAAAUUAUUUACCGCUCUUCACACUGCAUCAGCAAAAGGUCACAUUGCUAUCGUAAGAAUUCUACUAGAAAAUGGAGCGAACCCAAAUAUACUGUCCGCAUGUACAAAUAGAACAUCACCACUUCAUUUAGCUUGCAGUAAUGGCCACAAAAACAUCGUUGAAGUUUUGUUAAAAUACGAAGCUAAUAUAAACACUUCAACCGCACAGUGUGUAUCGCCUUUAUAUACGGCUUCCCAAAAUGGUCACGCAGAAAUAGUUGAAUAUCUUUUGCAAAAUAGAGCAGACGUUAAAAGACGUUGUGUAAAUGGAAAUACUGCUCUUCAUACAGCUUCUGAAAGGGGUCAUUUGAGUAUUGUAAAUACUCUUCUGGAAAACGGUAGCGAAAUAAACUUUCAAUCAAGUUCUGGAUCCACACCACUUUAUUAUGCGUCGUCCAACGGAAGACUUGAAACCGUCAGUCGACUCAUUCAGCUUGGUGCUGACAUAAAUAAAUCCACUGUGACAGGAUGCAGUCCUUUUCAUGGCGCAGCUGACCACGGACAUGAGGCUGUUAUUUCUAUUCUUCUCACUAAUGGUGCAGAUGUAAAUCUACAGGAUGAGGCUGGACUAACUGCAUUGUUCUUUGCUGCUCGUAAACCUCACAUCGAAAUCGUUAACAUUUUACUUCGAUACAAUGCAGACGUCAAUUUGUGCACUAUCCAAGAUUUUAGUCCUUUGCAUACUGCAUCGGAACUUGGUCAUUUAAACGUUGUUCGAGCUCUUAUCCAAAAAGGGGCAAAUGUGAAUCAUCAAUCAAACACAGGUAUCACUUCAUUAUACUUUGCAUCAUCAAAAGGACGGAGUAAUAUUGCCAAGUAUUUACUUAGGAAUGGGGCCGACCUUAAUAUUUACACAGUACAGGGAUUCAGUCCACUGCAUACUGCCUGCGAACAAGGUCAAAUAGAAGUAGUGAAAGUUCUAUUAAAACACAGCGCAGACCCAUUUCAUUGUACAAAUGGAGGUGAAAAUGCCUUCACCUUUACAUUAAGGAAACAACAUUUUCUUGUAUUACUGCCAUUAAUACAAAACUGUGCUUUGAGUAGAAAAUUUAUUUUCCUUGCGUUAGCUGGAUUUAUUUCGUUGAUACUGGCCUUUUUGUAUGAAUAGACGAAUAAGUAUAUCAUACACAUAUUAUCAAAAUCAAAAACAUUGUAAAUGUUUAUAUUUAUGUUUACUGGUAUUCUUAUGUUUUAUUUGAUAACUGUUUUAUCGUGUAGGGAAAGCAGUAGUACUUAUUCAUCCCUUGGCUCAAUACUAACACUUUCUAAAUUUUACACGUUUCAUGAUAAAAAGCAGUACAAAACAGUUAUGCAGACUAUUAGUACUUUAUCAUUCUGUUUUGGAGUUAAAGUCAGAUAAUGGUAUGGUAAUUUUCAAACGGACAUUGUUAAUAGUAUCCUUAACAUUUUUCAUUUUACAUCACAUUUAUGAAUAUUUAUAAGCCUUUUAUAAAGAUUCUCAUGAUUUGUUUUUUUUCUUGCGUUUAAAAUUCGUAUUGUAAAUAUGAACAUUGCAGUUAUUUAUUGAAGAAUAAAUAUUCACAUGAUACCAAUA
Mytilus californianus (California mussel) is the source of this 2277-nucleotide messenger RNA. Its product is annotated as ankyrin-3-like. NCBI's taxonomy places the organism in Eukaryota, Metazoa, Mollusca, Bivalvia, Mytilida, Mytilidae. Gene Ontology annotation, molecular function: protein binding. The record is from RefSeq and is a predicted model, not a curated record. The coding region runs from base 88 to 1830 and encodes 580 amino acids. The transcript has 2 exons.